Molecule: messenger RNA, 4663 nt
Organism: Scylla paramamosain (green mud crab)
Lineage: Eukaryota; Metazoa; Arthropoda; Malacostraca; Decapoda; Portunidae
Product: colorectal mutant cancer protein-like
Exons: 13
Coding region: 1839-4325 (828 amino acids)
Source: RefSeq, a predicted model, not a curated record
UCAGAGUCGUCCUCACGUGCAAAAGCCGCAACUCAUAAAGGAUAUUAGUUUUUAGGAUUCACAAUUUUUUCCCCUCUCAGAGAUGCUAAUAUUUGACCUUACCUUUGCUGUACCAAUAAGAGAGUGAGGAGGGUCGCUUUCCGGAGAAGGCUGGCACUCUGACGACCCUGCCUCCCUCCCCCCGCCAGGAACCGACCCACUCACUAGUAUGACAGUACCGCCUUGCCCUUAUACGGCCGGCGACCAUUAGGGGGAGGACCCGGCAUGGGAAGGGAGGCUGGGGAGGGAAAGAAUUUGCCAUAUUCGCCCUCGCCUGGUAACCUUCCCCCUCUCCCUCCCCCUGAACUGGUGGUCCGUGCAAAUUCUUCCCUUAAGUCCUCGCUACGCCUGAAAUCCUCUGGCAAUGUUGGAUUUUUUCGUGUGUAAAACCCCUGUGAGCGCUCUGGGGUUCAGAGGAGUACUUUUUUUUCGGCAGAAGGGACUCAGGGGAUGCAGAAGUGUCUCCUCCCCAGCAACAGCAUCUACACCCCUACAGCAAUAACAUCAUAUCGUAGACAGGAUUUGAUCAGCGAUAAAAUCAGAGGGGAUCGUCGGUCAUCUGGCACCUCGUGGAUGAGAGGGGACGGGGCGACCGACGGAGAGGGAGGGCUUGAUGGGCCUUCCCGCUGCCAGCCGCACGAACCGCCCCUUCACGCCCAUGCUGGAGUCUGCAUCACACAGCUUCACAAGUGUCUCAUUCCUCAUGUGCAGGUGGUGAGGUCCGUGGCAAGGGCGACAGGUAAGCUGAUCCGCCUCACGACUGACUCACUUGGCAGGUGCAGGAACGUUCCCCAUCCACUGACUGACGCUCUCGCCCUCUUCCUCAUAAAUUAUUCGUGUCAUUAAGUACUGGCAGAAGUUUAAUUAUAUUCUUGAUAUAAUAUGCACGGCCGACACUUGCAUCUCCGUGUAGUACCGCAUCGAUUAUGAGAUUUGUUUGUAGUGCAUGAAAUAUUUACUGACGUCAAAGGAACCGUUCCUCGUUGAAUUUUUUCACCCCAGGAGUUCGGGAGUCAUUUUGAAGCUUCUCUAAUUAAAAGUGAAGCGGUGGAUGUUUCCUUUCACUCUGCAUGUCGGAAACCAUAAAUCCUGCCUCAGUGUCCCUAUUUAUUUUCGGAUCUGUGCACACAUAUGGAGGGGACCAGCCGGUUUAUUGCCCUAUUUGUCUCAAUUUCGAGGUGUGAAAAAUAAGUAUGAGGUUGGAAUGCGUCGGUGUGAGGGGAGGCUGGCGAGGGGAGGAGACUGUGGGGGUCGGAGGAGAGAGGGGAGGAGCCGGGCAACGUGCUCCUCCCGGUCCCGGGUUGUCCGUCAGUUUGGCGGAGUUUCCCCUCCCUCGGCCACCUCAGUCAUCCGGCGGCGCUCGGAGGGGACACGUAUCGCCCUUCCCAUCCUCGUGCUAAUGUUGUCAUGGAGUUGUUCUAAGUGUUGUGGAACUUCACGACCCCGCCCAUAGCAGCAGCACCACCAUUAGUGGGACGGGAGAACACGGCGGACGGUGAGGUGCAGCUAGUGUGACGAAGUGGAAAUGUUAACGACUUUACCAGGCCAGCGCUUGGGUUGGCCGCUAUGAACAGUGAGAAAGCAAUGUGAAAUCAAAAGGAAAACCUCAAGGUGCUGCCGGUGCUGUCGAUAUAUAGAAAGAAAGAUGAGUGGCAGGAGGGGAAGUGUCCACCGUGCCUGACCUUUGGCCUAGUAUGAACUCUGCUGGAGUGUUCCCGUUGGGCUCUCAUGGCCCCGGGAUACCUUGGGCAUCAGCUUAGCCCCAGCAAACCAAGGCAGUAAUCCUGGGGGUGAGGAACAUGUCCUCCGGGGCGGUGCAUCGAGAGCCCUCCGGGGCGGGUCAGGGCGCCGCCUCCACCCAACAAUAUUACGCUCACAACCUUGAUCCUGCCCACGGCUGCACGCAGAAGGAGUUGCACCUGGCAGCGCUGGGGUCGCUGAAGGGAGAGAUUCUGGAGCUGUCAUCUAGGCUGAAGGUGUUGAGCCAGGAGCGAGACAUGCUGGAAAAAACCCUCACCGUGACACAGUUGGAGAAGGUGAGGGUGGAGCGAGAAAGCGAGGACCGUCUUGACUCCCAGGCACAGCACUACGAGGAGCGCCUCACCGAGCUGCACUCUGUGAUCGCUGAACUCUCCCGCAAGAUCGAACAACAGCGAAUCAAUGUCAUAGCUGAGGAGGAAGUUGUGGCUGAAGAAUACUCCCAGUCAGAACUUUCACACGACCAGCAUGAUGCUACCGAUUCAACAAGCGAGGCUGUAGAGUCUGAGGAGCAGGAGCAGAUGGAGGAACCACGAGAUCAGACGGCUACCGAUGCUUCCACAUCUUGUGAUAUUGAUGACAGGGCAGUGGAGGCUGGGGAGGGUAUCGCUGACCUGGACGUGAGCGAGUGUCCUCGAGGUAGUGGAGAUACCAGCAGCUGCAGGGCGUCAGGAGACGACCACAGCCGCUCUCUCAGUGCUCUGGAGGAAGAAGUUAAAGCUUUGAGAGAGGAAAACAACAGUCUGCAGCAUGCCCUGGCCCUGGCCCAGCAUGCAGCAUCGACUCAUCGCAACACACUGGUAGCUGUGACGCAAGAAAGGGAUGCUCUCUGCAAAAAGUUACGUGAGUAUCAAAGAAUGCAACCGGCCUUGCCACCUCAAGCACUGCAAGUUGCUGAUGCAGUUACCGUGCGAGGGUUGCGAGGUGCUCCCCUGCAAGCCUUCACCACUGUGUCAGGAGGGUCAGGCCUCAGUGGAUCUGGGCCUGGAACAGUGUCUCCCUCCCCAUCCCCACAGCCUCCAGAGAGCCACACACCUACCCAGGAUGAGACACCCAUCAUCUGCAGGCUAGCGGAACGUGUCAGGUUAAAGAAAGCAGAGAGUGGUGACCAGAGAAUCACAGGUUCAGAGCUGAGUAGUGUAGGCGUGUGGACCACCGCUGUGGCAGAGCAGUUAGUGGCAGGUGUCCAAGAGGAAAGUGAUGCCCAAGAACUAUACCAUGCUCUUGCUACUGCUGGAGGAGCACUGGCACCCCAUGAGAGACUAAAAGAAUUUGAAGUGGAAAUAGAGAGACUCCAUGCAAGAAUAGAUCAUCUAAAAGCUCAGAAUGAUGUCUUAGCUGUAACUCUCAGUGAAUCUAAAUCACAUUGUGAUCACCUCAGCAUUUUGAUGGGUAAAUAUGAAUCCAAUUCAGUAGCCCUGCAGCUGGCAGUAACCAACUUAGACCAGACAAUAGAGGCCUAUGAGGUGUAUGUAGCCCUUCUUGAGAGUGAAAUUGGUUUGCUGCUGGCUAGCUGCAAAGCUGCAGGUGUUGGGGUGAAGGGUGCAGGCAGCAGCAGCGCAAGUAGUGGCUGGAGCAUCAGUGAACAAGAAGACCUGGUGGCCCUAGUAAAAAGGGCCCAAGAACAGCGGAGAUCAACAGAAAAUGUUGCACGUCAUCUGCUUUCCCGCCUAGAAAGGUAUGGGGCGCAACCCUCAGACAUAGAGAAUUGGAGUGAGACAGGAACAAGCAAUAACACAAGCACUACUUCCUCAACAUCAAGUGGUGUUGAUUCUGAUUUGAGUCGAGGGGAGGAGCAGCGGCUGCGAGACACCAUCAACAAACUGAAGGAAGAGCGAGGUCAUGUGUCCGCCUCCCUCCUGCCUUUGGAAUCUCUCCACCUUGAUCCUCUUACCAAGCAUUAUCCACUCAGCCUUCAAGAUGCUCACAAGUUGGACCUUGAGAAUGCAGUGUUAAUGCAAGAGCUUACUGCAAUGCGGGAAGACCGUGCAGAGCUAAGAGCUCAGGUGUAUCUUAUGGAAAGGGAGAAGGCUGGGCUGGAGUUGCGUGUGGGCACCUAUGAAGCUCAGGCAGCAGCUUAUUGUGCUACCAUAGACCACCUUAAGUCAGAGUUGGCACAGCACAGACCGAGUGGUAAUCAGGAGAAGGAAGAUGGUGACAGUGGUGUUGACUCUUCCUCUCCUGAAAUAAUGGAAGCCUUGCGCCGUGAACGACAGCUCAAGAGUCGUGUGCAGGACCUGGUCACCACACUAGAGAAGGUCACCAAAAAUUCAGAGGCUAGACAUAUGCAGUCACAGGAGUUUAUUAAUGAUCUGAAGAAAGCAAACGGAGCACUUCUCACUGCUGUGGAUCGCUUGAAGAAGAAGUAUGCUCUGAAGGUGAAGAGGAUGGAGCAGCAGAUGAUGGGCAUGGUGGACAGACAUGCUCACCAGGUUCGUGUCUUGAAGCAGAAGAUAUCUGUAUAUGAAGGAGAAACAUGCUCGAGGCAAACACAGAUGAUCUCUACUGCUAGUGAGACAUCCCUUUAAUGAUAUUAAAGUGAUAAUUGUACAUUUAUUUAAUGGCUAAAUUUUUAAUUCUGUAUUUUCUUAUAUUAGAGAACAUCCAUCCAAUAUGUCUUCAUGCAGCUUUAACUCAUAGGACUUUAGUAUGUAUUUCAUUUCAUGACUGAACAGAUUUAUAUUUUUUUUGCAGAUUGAAAUAUUAAACAGUGAAUAAAACUAAAAGAUGUAAGAUGAGAUAUUGAUACAAAUAUUGUUUAAUGACAUGCAUUUGAACACAUUGGGUUAGAAACACAAUUUUUUAGUAUUUGUAGGUCUUAUUUAUAAAUACUUUUAGCGAAGAUAAUAUAUAUUACCAUUUGGAA